This is a messenger RNA of Aphis gossypii (cotton aphid), 1296 nucleotides long. RefSeq lists its product as uncharacterized. Bases 1 to 1296 code for a protein of 431 amino acids. The transcript has 3 exons. NCBI's taxonomy places the organism in Eukaryota, Metazoa, Arthropoda, Insecta, Hemiptera, Aphididae. The record is from RefSeq and is a predicted model, not a curated record.
AUGGAGAAUUUAAAGAUGUUACCUAGGUUAACUGAUAACCAUGUCAUACCUCAAAAGAUAUCAAAAAUGAAGGUGAAGUGUGUAGCCCAAGUUUUUAGCCAGCGAGUAUCUUCACUAAUGGCAUUCUUAGCUUCUCAAAAAAUAAUUGAUGUCGAUGCUCGAGGUACUGCAAAUCUUUGUUUAUUUUUUGACCAGUUGUUUGAUUCUGUAAAUGGUUCUUAUAACAAAAUAGUUGAUGGUAAAAAAUAUAGAACAGCAAUUACAAUGAAAUCUAAUCAUUUUGAUCUGUGGGAAAAAUCAUUACCAGUAUUACACUCUAUGGUAUUUAUUGAUUCAAAAUCUCAAAAACGUCAAAGACCUCCCACUGUGAAAAAUUGGGAAAAAACAAUUAGAGGUUUAAAAGCAAUAUUUAUAUUCCUAAAUAGUAAGGGCAUAAAGUCUGUUUUACCUCGGAAUCUAAAUCAAGAUUCACUUGAAAAUUUCUUUGGUUCUUCACGCAGUAUGGGAUGUAGAAACACCAACCCUUCGUGCACUUCAUUUUCUGCAUCGUAUAAGACAUUACUUCUAAACAAUUUAAUGUCAACACAUUCUCCCGGCAGUAAUUGCGAAGACGAUCUGGCAACAUCUUGCUUUAAUUCUUAUCAACAUUUAUUUGACAAUAUAACUUCAGAACGAGGAGAAGGUAAUGAUAGUACCUCUGAAGUUUCCGAUAGUGUUGUUAGUGCAGAGACCAUUACCGACAACUUGAUAAAACAACCAGAAGAUGUUCAAAAUUUAACUGUACAAACACAUUCUUACAUUUCAGGCUACAUCAUUAAAAAAUUAAAUAAAACUUUUUUCAAAAACUGCAAUUGCUUAACACAAUUAUGUACAACUCAAUUAACAAGUAAACAUGAUAUGAUUUCUAACCGUGAAUAUUCUAAUAACAUAUUGAUCUCUUUAAAAUAUCCAAAUGAAACCUUCUGUUCCCUUGUACAAAACAUAAUUCAAAUAAUAUCUAUACAAUUACCAAUCUUAUGUCACACUUCAAAUUUAAAAUCAAAUCUUUUUUCAAUAGUUAAUCAACAAUUAAAUUCAAAUAUACUAUCAUGUCCUGUCCAUGAAGAAUUAUUUAGUAAAACUUUUUUAAACUUUAUUAUUAAAUUUUUAAUACAUAACUGGUGUAACAAUAUCAAUAAAAUUCUCAAUGGUAAAAUAUCAAUUAAUGUCAAUGAAAAAGAUCCAAUUAAAAUCAAUGCUUAUAAUCGUUAUGUUAAAUUUUGUAAAUAUAAACAUUUAAAAAACAGAAAAUUUUAA